AUGGAGCAAAGCGGUUUCGCCAAAUAUAAUGGCACCAGCAGCAGUUGGUGCGUGUUUAAUCUUGUCUCGAAGAGUGCUCAGUGGAUCAGUUUAUACUUUAACUAAGCGACAGAUAUGUUAUAGUAUUCCGUGCUAUUACAGAAGAUAUAAAGCCUUGCGGUUUAUGCACACAACUUGCAGAAUGUCUUGUGAAAAGACAGACUUUGCCAGUGUUAGUAAAGAGGAGUGGGUGAAGAGGUUGACACCAGAGCAGUAUUAUGUAACCAGGGAGAGUGGUACUGAACCCCCUUUCUCUGGUAUUUACAAUAGCCAUUUUGAGAAGGGCAUUUACAAGUGCACAUGUUGUGGGUCAGAAUUAUUCAGCUCAGAAGCAAAGUUUGAGUCUCACUGUGGCUGGCCAUCUUUCCAUACGGCUCUUGGUGCAAACAACAGAGAUGAAUCCAAGACAAAUGUUCUCCGCCGACCAGACGACUCUCACGGCAUGAAGAGGGUGGAAGUGCUCUGUAAAAAUUGUAAUGCCCACCUUGGUCACGUGUUCAAUGAUGGGCCGAAGCCAACUGGUGAACGAUUUUGUAUAAACAGUGUUUCGCUGAAGUUUGAAAGUGGGGAAUGAUCAAUGAUCACACUCUUGGUCACGGCAUACGUGGUUUUGGUCAGAAAGUUAUGACAAUACAUGAAUUGUCUUGGCAGCCAGGACAAUUACAUUAUGUAUCUGCUAUUUCUCUAUCAAGUCCCAAGCCCAGGACUUUAAUGAUAAUUAUAAUAUUUAUUAUUUAAUCGUUGCAACCAAAGGGUUGAAGUUUUGCAGAGAAAUUAAUGGGGAUUAAUCCUAUAAAACUUAAUAAGUAAGAACGAUGUAAAAGCAAAUAGAAAUUAAAUUACUGAAUUGAGAAAAAAAUAAAUAAAUAAAAGAAUAAAUUAAUUAAUAAACUCGCUGCAAAUAUGUUGUUUUCAACUAAGGCACUAUGUGAUAAUAAUCAAUCAGAACGGAUUUUGAUUUGUAUGCUUCUCAUUUGUAUGCUGACCACCUGAACCAUUUCUGUUCACAGGCAGCACGGUAAAU
This is a messenger RNA of Lingula anatina, 1063 nucleotides long. RefSeq lists its product as uncharacterized. Gene Ontology annotation, cellular component: cytoplasm. Gene Ontology annotation, biological process: response to oxidative stress; protein repair. The record is from RefSeq and is a predicted model, not a curated record. Gene Ontology annotation, molecular function: peptide-methionine (R)-S-oxide reductase activity. NCBI's taxonomy places the organism in Eukaryota, Metazoa, Brachiopoda, Lingulata, Lingulida, Lingulidae.